Molecule: messenger RNA, 1764 nt
Organism: Lucilia cuprina (Australian sheep blowfly)
Lineage: Eukaryota; Metazoa; Arthropoda; Insecta; Diptera; Calliphoridae
Exons: 6
Coding region: 1052-1612 (186 amino acids)
Source: RefSeq, a predicted model, not a curated record
CGGACGUGUUUACAGCGGCUUCUUGAGAUCAUAAUAAAAACAAAUAGAAAUAGAAAUAAUGAAUCUAAAGUGGAAACUGGUGAACAAGUGAAACAAAAUUUACGUGUUUUAAGAAAAACAAAAAAAAAAGGAAAAUAAAUGUUAAAAGAAUUUUGUAAAGUUCAUUAAAUAUUAAUAUCCUAAUUAGAAAACAAGUAUACGCCAUGAUGAACCUGCUAUUAGCAACAAAACCAUAAAGAAUAUUUGAAAUUUUUGUGCAAAAAAGUUUUAAGGAUUAAAUAUUUGGAGAAAAAACUUUUUGCAAGGAUUACACGAAAGCCAAGCAAGAAACAAAAAAAAAAAAAAAUAUAUAUAUAUAAAGAAAUGUUAAAGUGAAUUAUGAUUUAUGAUAUAAUUUUAAACAUUUUAUCCCUUGGAUUUAGGAUUUAAAUACCAAACAAGUAAAGAAAACAAAAAAGUUAUAUAUUUUUUUAUCUACAAAUGUGUUCUGUCCAAAAAACAAGAAAACAAGAAACUUUAUUUUGUAUUACAUGGAUUUUAAAGGAUAUUUUUGUUUGUUUGGCCAAGGAUAUAAGGCCAACACAACAAUAACACAGACAACAACAACAAAACUUUGAAUAGUUGCCAACACAGUCUAGUGUCAACUAAAUCGCCUUUUGUGUGAUGUGCAAUGUUCAAAAACAAUAACAAAUAUAAAUGCUUAUAUUGUCACAACCAAUAUCAUAUUACAAAUCUAUAGAGACCACCUUUAACUUAAAUAAGAAUCUAAGAAAAUAUAAAAAAAUAAAUAAAACUCUUAAGAGAAUAUAAAAACAACAUUAUAGUUUUUACAAAACUCUAAACCAUUUUAAACACAUACAUACUUCUUAAACUUCCUUUUAAAUAAAAAAUAAAUACUCAAACAAAUACGAAAAUGUUAAUGGCCUGUUUUUUAUAAAGGGUCAAAUGUCUAUGUGUGUUUAAGUGUAUGUGUGUUUAAAAUUUAUCCAACACAUCCUUUAACGCUUUCGAAAACAUUUGCAACACAAUAUAUCCUUGAAAACUUGGCAUUAUGUCGCAUUUUCAAAGGCGUCGUCGACAGUUUGGUGAACCUUGUGAUUGUCUAAAGCCGCUUAUAAGGAUAUUCGGUAUUAUAACAGCUUUUGUAAUUUGUGGUGUCGGGGUCGAUGUCUAUUUACAUGGCUAUGAAGCUGGACUAUUUAUAGUAAUUUCUUCAAUAAUCAUAUUGUUGUUUGAAGUCAAAUGGGUCAUAACUCUUUUCCUGCAAUUAAUAUUUGGCAACGAUAACUAUUCAAAAUGUUUACAAUGUUGGUCGUGCUGUAAAUGCUUUGGUAGCUGGCGUCUUGCCUUUCCCUAUAUUGCUAUUGGCACUGCUCUAAUGGUGUGGCCCCACAAUCUCUGGCUAAGUUAUGUGGCUGGUCUAUUGCUGAUAUUUUUGGCGGUACUGCGUUUAUGUUUAGUCUUUCGUUUCAGUAAUAACUCAAAGGAUGAGGGUUUAUUACCGCAAUGUGAUUUUGAGAAAGUUGAAAGUGGUCCGGAUUUACCGGAAGAUGGUUUCAUUGAAAUCGGUCCCAGUCUGGAAGAUGAAGAACCUAUUGAUGAUGUUUGUUAAUAUUUGAGUUCAUUAGGUUUAGUUUUCUAAACUUUAGUUUUAAGUCCUUAAUUAUUGAGUUAAUUCUGUUUUAGUUAAUGUAUUAUUAUUAUGAUAAUAUAUGCCGAUUUAUAAUAACUUAAUAUAUAAAAAAUAAACAAGAGCUUUUAUAU